CGCACGCUGCUCUACGGCGGCGUCUUCUACUACCCGGCGGACAAGAAGAGCGCCAAGGGCAAGCUCCGCGUGCUCUACGAGGGCUACCCCAUGGCGCUCCUCACGGAGCAGGCCGGCGGCGUCGCGUCGACGGGCCGCUUCCGCGGCAAGGCCGGCCGCAUCAUGGACGUCGUCCCGGAGAACAUCCACGACCGCUGCCCCAUCAUCAUGGGCUGCCCCCGCGACGUCGCCAUGAUCCUCAGCAAGUACAACUAG
This is a messenger RNA of Aureococcus anophagefferens, 255 nucleotides long. RefSeq lists its product as hypothetical. Lineage: Eukaryota; Pelagophyceae; Pelagomonadales; Pelagomonadaceae. The transcript has a single exon. The record is from RefSeq and is a predicted model, not a curated record. Gene Ontology annotation, molecular function: fructose 1,6-bisphosphate 1-phosphatase activity. The annotation marks the transcript as partial. Gene Ontology annotation, cellular component: cytoplasm; cytosol. Gene Ontology annotation, biological process: sucrose biosynthetic process; fructose metabolic process; fructose 1,6-bisphosphate metabolic process.